UAAAGACGGCUUAUGCGCUUAUCCGGUGUGGGCUCCGACAUCACUCCACAAGAGGACGAUGUGGAGGUCAUUCUUUCCGCUGUCAAACAUUUACUUUGCGCUAAAUCAGUUCUUAAAAGCAGGAAUGCAAAUCCGGUGGGGAUUAAGCCGCGAACUCCACACUCAUCACAGCGCGAGGUUGUAAAGGCGACCAGCGUGUCUGAAGGCGGUCUGAAGUCAGAGCGCAACAACCGAGCCAAGACGCCAGAUCUCUACCGCUCGUGCUCUCUGGCAGUCAACAGACCUUCAUUUGAGCUUCACGUGUUUGACUUAUUUUCACAGUUUUAAACCCAAUUUAAACAGGUGGAGCUUGGUUAUUUGGGAAAUUGAUUGUUUUUAAACUCAGUUUUUUUAGACAGAUCUUGAUGUACUGUCCAGAGAUUUGGAACAAAUGUGAGCAGAUAUCCUACGCUGGACGAAGGACAUGGGUCAACUAUACUGCUCGGCACUUUUCCCAUUUGUCGUUUUCUGUGUUGUUUUUCCUCAAGAUUGCAGCCUCACGUCUUUUACGACAAGCACCACAGCCGACACCUCGAGUAAAGAGUGUCCCGAGAACAAGAUACUGACAGUGGAGUACCCCUGCACCCGGUCCGGGGGCCAGGACAGCACCUGUCUCAGGAGGAAAUGCUGUGAGGGCUUUCGGUUCGUGAUGGGCCAGUGCAUACCUGAAAGCGUGGAUGUGUGUGCUGGCUCUCCCUGUGAACAGCAGUGCACUGAUAACUUUGGCAGGGUGGUCUGCACCUGUUACCCUGGUUACCGCUACGACAGGGAAAGACACCGAAACCACCAGCAACCCUACUGUCUGGACAUAGAUGAGUGUGAAGAGUCGAACGGUACAGUGUGUGACCACGUGUGUGAGAACACUGCCGGAAGCUUCCUCUGUCGCUGCCUCAGUGGCUACAUCCUGGCACCAGACCACUACUCCUGCAUGCCCACAAACAACCUGAGUUCCCCUGGUAAGGUGGAUCCUCUGAUGAGUUCCGGCUCCUGCUCUCUCACCUGUCAGGACAUCAUCAGCAUGCGGAACAGCCUCCAGCAGCUCAAACUCAGACUGCCCACACACUCACCUGGACAGGCCCUCUCUCCAGGGUUGGCCAACAGCAGUGAUAAACCCCCUAUGGCGGGGCGCUUAGGCAAAGGGCAGGACCUCCUCCCCUCACCUGGCUUAACUGGACCGCCCGGCCUCACAGGAGAGCCAGGGGAGAGAGGGGAGCCGGGGGCGAGGGGACCCCCUGGUGCACCGGGGCAGCGGGGAGACAUGGGGCCCAUGGGACCAGAGCCCGACCUGGAGCACGUCAAGAGGGGCCGCAGGGGGGCCGUGGGACCUUCUGGAGCACCAGGGAGAGACGGACUUAAGGGAGACCGUGGAGUGCCGGGCCCAAGAGGACCACCGGGUCCACCGGGGUCCUUUGACUUCCUGCUGCUGAUGAUGGCCGACAUCCGCAACGACAUCAUCGAGCUGCAGGAGCACGUGUUCGGGAAGAGGCGUGACCUCUCGCUUGAUGCCCCGCCCCAUUCCAGUGGAGAGGCGGGGCUUGGGGACUGGGGUUCAGGACAAGGGGAGCUCAUAUUUAACACCUGACCACCACUGGCUCGCCGCCGCCUGUUGGACAGCGACCCUGCCACUCAAAAAGUCAAAGAGGGAAACUGACUGACUUGAGUUCUGCGCCCCUUGCAAUGCUUUGCCUUUUAGACCCCAAAUGCCAAUAGUUUCAGUGCCCUCGAGCUGCGGAAGAGGCCCUGUAAUAGACUCCAGACUGAUAAACGGAGAGAAAGAAAGAGAGAGAGAGAGGGAAAGAGAGAGAUAGAGAGAGAGAUACAGGCCUGAGGAUGGGUGAAGAAGAAGAGAUGAAGAGAUGAAGAGAAGAAGAAGAAGAGAUGUGUAUGCUGCUGUUACUCUUUGCUGCCACUGUUUCUGCCCCUAACUGAUGACCCAGUGUGAGUGUGUGUGAGUGUGUGGGGGGAGAAGUAGGCUGUGUGUGACGGUCCUCUACUGCUAAAAGACUUGGGAGAUGAGGACUAUCUGACUGACAUACCUGGUCAUCUUCAGAUUAUAUCUCCAUGUGUCAAUCAACAAGGAUCUCAUAAAAUAAUCUAUGGGGGUAUACAAAUACUACAAAACAAUAACCAGACGUAUAUACCUGGGGGGGAAAGUGCAUAAAAGUCUUCUUCAUGAAAAA
Messenger RNA from Clupea harengus (Atlantic herring), 2219 nucleotides. RefSeq names its product collagen and calcium-binding EGF domain-containing protein 1-like. Gene Ontology annotation, molecular function: calcium ion binding. NCBI's taxonomy places the organism in Eukaryota, Metazoa, Chordata, Actinopteri, Clupeiformes, Clupeidae. The record is from RefSeq and is a predicted model, not a curated record.